Messenger RNA from Propithecus coquereli (Coquerel's sifaka), 617 nucleotides. It is a transcript of the gene IFNK, whose product is annotated as interferon, kappa. The transcript has a single exon. The record is from RefSeq and is a predicted model, not a curated record. Gene Ontology annotation, biological process: cytokine-mediated signaling pathway; defense response; adaptive immune response. NCBI's taxonomy places the organism in Eukaryota, Metazoa, Chordata, Mammalia, Primates, Indriidae. Gene Ontology annotation, cellular component: extracellular region. Gene Ontology annotation, molecular function: type I interferon receptor binding; cytokine activity. Bases 9 to 617 code for a protein of 202 amino acids.
AGCCUGACAUGAUUCAAAAGUGUUUGUGGCGUACACUCCUCGUGGGUCUUUGCAUUACUGGCAUCCUAUCUCUAGACUGUAACUUGCUGAAUGUUCACCUGAGGAGAGUCACCUGGCAAAAUCUGAGACUUCUGAGCAGUAUGAGCAAUUCAUUUCCUGUUGAAUGUCUAAGAGAAAACAAAGCUUUUGAGUUGCCCCAAGAGAUUCUAUCACACACCCAGUCUCUGAAAAGGGACCUCAAGGAGGCCUUCUAUGAAAUGUCCAUACAGGCCUUCAACAUCUUCAGUCGAUACAUUUUUGAAUCCACUUGGAAAGAGAAACACCUGAAAGAAAUCCAAAUAGGACUUCAUCAGCAGGCGGAGUACCUCAAACAAUGCUUGGAGGAAGAGGAGAAUGAAAACGAAGACAUGAAAGAAAUGAAAGAAGAUGAGAUGAAACACCCAGGAGCUAGGGUCCCCCAGGUGAGCAUCCUAGAACUCUGGAGAUAUUUCAACAGGAUAGUCAAUUUCCUGAAAGAAGAGAAAUACAGUCACUGUGCCUGGGAGAUCGUACGAGUAGAAAUCAGAAGAUGUCUCUACUACCUUCACAAAUUCACAGCACUACUCAGGAGAAAAUAA